Molecule: messenger RNA, 739 nt
Organism: Myiozetetes cayanensis
Lineage: Eukaryota; Metazoa; Chordata; Aves; Passeriformes; Tyrannidae
Product: phospholipase A2-like
Exons: 4
Coding region: 186-665 (159 amino acids)
Biological process (GO): lipid catabolic process; arachidonate secretion; phospholipid metabolic process
Molecular function (GO): calcium ion binding; phospholipid binding
Source: RefSeq, a predicted model, not a curated record
CAUCGCAGAAGAGGGUGUUUCACUUCAGACGGGCGCAGAGCCACGUAUAUAUAAACCCCGGAGCAGCAGCCCGGGAGGAUUGUUUAGCACAACCACACCUCGGCUCACUUGGCAGCACGGCGAGGCGCUGCCCGGAGUGCCGGCGGCUGAACCCCGAAGAACACGAGCGUGGAACUGAUCUGCCCAUGGGCUCCCGCCGGCUGCUCAUACUGAUGCUGCUUCAGGCAGUUUGGAAAGGUCCUCUGGGAAAAUCGCAUUCACUGCACACUCGAGGAAUCAUUGAACUGGCUGGAGCUAUAUCGUGUGGCACGGGACGGUCUCCCUUGGCAUACAUUGGCUAUGGAUGCUACUGUGGACUGGGAGGACGAGGCUGGCCUAGAGAUAAAACAGACUGGUGCUGCCACACGCACGACUGCUGCUACGACAAGGCAGAGAAGGCAGGCUGCAGCCCCAAGGUGCAGCGCUACCGCUGGGCGUGCGAGCAGAACACCGUGCGGUGCGAUAACCUGACAGACCAGUGUGAAAAAAUGGUGUGCCUGUGUGACCAAGAAGCAGCCAAGUGUUGGGGAGCAGCCCCAUAUAACCCACACUUCGUCCUCUGGCCAGAUUUUUUAUGUGGACAGACUCAUCCCACCUGCCAUGUCAGAUAUGGGGGGCCAGAAUAGUCUUUUUAGAACCUUUCUGCUAACCCUUUGAAUAAAAAGGUGCUGGAAUAAAAUUUUUCUUCUAUUUCCAGAGC